AUGGAAGGAAAACCUGUUUCUCGUCUUUUCAUCCGCAACUUGCCAAAGAGCGUUGAAGAGAAAGAACUCGUGAAAGAAUUCUCUAAAAUGGGUGAAAUUACAGACUGUAAAGUCAUUAGAACAGAGCGUGGCAAAUCUCGUUGCAUUGCUUACAUAGGAUACAAAACUGUUGAAGAAGCCGAAAAGGCACAAAAGUAUUUCGAUAAUACAUUCAUUCAAUCAAGAAGAAUUGGCGUAGAAUUCGCUAUUCCGAUCGGUGAAAAGCAAUUAGACGAAACAUGGGCAAGAAGAAAGAAAUUUGCAAAAAUUGAAAAACAACAGGAAAAACAAAUUGAAAAAUUCAAUCGUGACAACAAAGAUCAGCCAAAAGAAAAAUUUGACCCCGCAUUUCAAGAAUUUCUUGCAGCACACAAGCCAAGACAGAUGCGUGCAUCAUGGAAUGAUGGAUUUGGCUUCGAAGAACAAUACCAAGACGAGAAAGAACAAGAAUCUGAGAAAGAUAACGCAGAAGAAGAAGAAAACAACGAAGAAGAACAAAAGAAAGAGGAAGAGAAACCAGUAUCUAUUACUACUACUCGUUUAUACGUCAAAAACAUUCCUUAUAAGUCAACUGCCGAAGAAAUCAAAGCAAGAUUCGAAGAAUUCGGUCCUGUCGAAGAUGUUUCCCUUCCUACAAGUGAAGUUCCAGGAGAAAACCGUGGUUUUGCCUUCGUAAAAUUUGCAGAUUUAGAAUCAGCCACAAAAGCAUAUAUGACAUCAGUUAUAUUCGAAGGACGUCAUCUACAACUCGCACAAUCUGAGCCAGAGCCAGAAAAGAAGAAAGUUGACCUAAUUCCAGAUGAUGAUCAAACAUUCCAAGAAAAGAAGCAACAGAGACUCAAACAAUACAGACCAGAGACAAUGAACCCUCUCAUCAUGGAUAAAAACACUAUUGCUGAUGCAAUUGCUGAUAGAAUCGGUGUUACAAAAGCAGAUGUCUUGAAUCCAGAGUCAGAUAACGUUAUGGCACGUCUCGCAAUCGCAGAAUCACAGCUCAUUGAAGAAACAAAGCAGCUGUUCAUCGAGCACGGUAUAGAUGUUGAUGCUUUGAAUGAAGGUUUCAAAUCUGCCGAUAAAAUAAACUAUUCAAAAACAGUUUUAAUUAUAAAGAACCUUAGAUGGGAGACGACCGAGGAAGAGCUCCGCGGCAUCUUUGCAUCCAAAGGUACACUCGUCAGAUUUGUCCUUGCUCCAACUCAUUCAGUUGCAAUUGUUGAAUUUGCAAGAGGCGAUGAUGCAAGAAAGGCGUUCAAUUCGUUGAAUUACAGACUCCUUCAUGAUACCCCUAUAUAUAUUCAAUGGGCUCCAGAUGGCUGCACCACUGGAACUGGCGUUGAAACAGAUGAAAGAAAAUCUUGUCGACCAAAGGUUGAAAUUAAGACAACAACAUUAAUUGUUAAGAACUUACCAUUCACUGUUACUAAGAAAUCAGAAAUUGCUGAAGCAUUUAAACACGUAGGUAAUAUUAAGGCAAUUAGAAUGACUAAAAAGAGAAAUGAGCAAGGCCAUAGAGGUUUCUGCUUCAUCGACUUUACAACAAGACAAGCUGCACAAGCUGCUUUCGAUGCAAUGCAAGAUGUCCACCUUGCUGGCCGUCACUUGAUUGUUCAACCUGCUGAGGAAGGUAAGAGAGAAACAAGCGUUGAGAUGAAUGUUAAUCCUAUAGAAGAAGAUAGAGAACCAUCAAAAUAA
Trichomonas vaginalis G3 is the source of this 1731-nucleotide messenger RNA. Its product is annotated as small-subunit processome assembly. Gene Ontology annotation, molecular function: mRNA binding. Lineage: Eukaryota; Parabasalia; Trichomonadida; Trichomonadidae. Gene Ontology annotation, cellular component: cytosol. The record is from RefSeq and is a predicted model, not a curated record. The coding region runs from base 1 to 1731 and encodes 576 amino acids. The transcript has a single exon.